Messenger RNA from Effrenium voratum, 1178 nucleotides. The record is from the annotation of a GenBank genome assembly. NCBI's taxonomy places the organism in Eukaryota, Dinophyceae, Suessiales, Symbiodiniaceae.
AGCCAGGUGGACCGGGCUCCCAAGUGGAUGAUGCGCCAAGCUGGGAGGUAUUUGCCGGAGUACUUGGAACUGCUCAGCCAAACCGACUUCUUCACCGUUUGCAAGACGCCGGCGCUGGCGUGCGAGAUUACUUUGCAGCCGUACCGGAGAUAUCCGAGCCUGGACUCGCUGAUCAUCUUUUCGGACAUCCUGGUGAUUCCUGUGGCCAUGGGCAUGGACUGUCGCAUGGAGCCGAAAGUGGGGCCCCAGUUCGACUUCGCCCUGGAGACUCCCGAGGACAUGGAGAAGUUGAAUCUCACCCCAGAUGUGGAGGCGACUUUGAGCUAUGUGUUCGACGGCAUUUACUGGACUCGAACGCAGGUGAAGAACGAGGUGCCCGUGAUCGGCUUCUCCGGGGCGCCGUGGACGCUGAUGGGCUACAUGGUGGAAGGGGGAGCCGUCCGGAGCUUUGACCGCGCCAAGAAGUGGCUUUACCUCUACCCGGAGGCCUCCCGAAAGCUCUUGGCGGCCCUGCGCGACAUCGUGGUGGAGUACCUCGUCGGCCAGUUCGACUCGGGAGCCCCGCUCCUGACGGUUUUCGACACCAACUGCGGGGAGAUCCCGCCCAGGCUCUACGAGGAGUUUUGCGUGCCCGACUUGAAGUACAUCGCCACGGAGGUGAAGAAGCGAAGACCGGGUGCUCUGGUGUCCGUCUUCCCGAAGGAUGGUGAGAUGGCGGUCUUCGAAGACAGCGACUUCGAUGUGGUCGGCGUGAGCUGGACAUCUUCGCCAGCAGAGGCAAGGAGGAGCUGCCCCAGCAAGACUUUGCAGGGCAACCUCGACCCGCAUUUGCUGUACGCGGAUCCGGAUCAGAUCCGGGAGAGGACUGUGCAGAUGGUCAAGGAAUUUGGCGUGCCCAAGUACAUUUGCAACCUGGGCCACGGCAUGGUGCCGACACACCCGGUGGAGGGGCCCAAGGCCUUCAUGGAAGGGGUGGACAGCGUGUCCUGCGAGGAUGCUCCCGCACCGUCGCAAGAGGAGAAGUGAAUGUCUUCGAUGCUUCAGGUGCUGUUUGGCUGAUUUGCUGGCGGGACCAGCAGACUGGUGGCGAGGUUUUUUUGGCGACGCUCGCGCAUUGCCAACCGCAGAAGGGCGUCCUGCCCAAUUUGCGCAGGUGAACCAAAAUGAAUUGUGUGGCU